CUCCAGCUUUGCGCAGAUGGCCAAAGUGUCCAAACCGGACUGUGAAUGUGCUCACACGCGGCCACAGGAUGACAACAUGAGAGCAGAUUAGUCAUUUAACUCUUCACCCUCUGCUUUGUUUUACUGAGUGUAACAGUGAAAGUCAAAGUAGUGAAACACCCAGCGCAGGAGCACUUGGCUACAUGUGAAUGUCUGCCGGUCUCCCAGCGCACUGCGCUGGUGAUGCCAUGCCACGAAGUCACACCGGCGACGAGAGCAGCGGCACCGGGCUCUGGCUUAAGACCUCGACAGGACGCCGGGUGCAGGACUACGCGCUGAAAGAUGUGGAGUCUGGGCGGAGGACGAUGAAUAACGCGGUGCGGGUCGGGGACGGUCUCCUGUCUCCCGCCACGGCAGGUGCGGUGGGGUCGGAGAGGAAGCAGGGUGCCCGGCUCAGCCUGCUGGGGAAGCCGCUGACCUACAGCGCGCAGAGCGGCCGCAGGAACGCGCGGUAUCGGCGGCUCCAGAAUUACCUCUACAACGUGUUGGAGAGACCGAGGGAAUGGGCUUUCGUCUACCACGCUUUUGUGUUCAUCUUGGUGUUCGGAUGUCUGGUUCUCUCAGUAUUUUCUACAAUCCCUGCUCACCAGGAAUUCUCUGCACACUGCCUGCUCAUCCUGGAGUUUGUGAUGAUUGUAGUGUUUGGUCUGGAGUACAUCAUCAGGAUAUGGAGUGCUGGCUGCUGCUGUCGCUACCGAGGCUGGCAGGGACGCCUCCGCUUUGCCAGGAAACCGUUCUGUGUCAUAGACAUCAUUGUACUCAUCGCCUCGGUUGCCGUGGUUUCAGCCGGUAGCCAGGGUAACAUCUUUGCCACCUCUGCGCUGCGUAGCCUCCGUUUCCUGCAGAUCCUGCGCAUGGUGCGCAUGGACCGCAGGGGAGGGACCUGGAAGCUGCUGGGAUCUGUAGUGUAUGCACAUAGCAAGGAGCUGGUAACUGCGUGGUACAUCGGGUUCCUGGUGCUAAUCUUCUCCUCCUUCUUGGUCUAUCUGGUGGAGAAAGAAUUCAAUAAGGAGUUUGCCACCUACGCCGACGCUCUGUGGUGGGGCACGAUCACCCUGACAACUAUUGGCUACGGCGACAAGACUCCGCAGACGUGGACAGGACGGUUAUUAUCGGCCGGUUUUGCUCUGCUGGGGAUCUCCUUCUUCGCUCUGCCAGCUGGCAUCCUCGGGUCAGGUUUUGCCCUGAAGGUGCAGGAGCAGCAUCGACAGAAGCACUUUGAAAAGAGGAGGAACCCAGCUGCGAGCCUCAUCCAGUGUGUCUGGCGUAGUUAUGCUGCUGAUGAGAACUCGGUUUCCAUUGCUACCUGGAAGCCUCAUUUGAAGGCGUUGCAUACCUGCAGCCCCGCCAAGAAAGAGCAGGGCGAGACUACUUACAGUCAGAAGUUGAGUUUUAAGGAUCGGGUCCGGAUGGCGAGCCCCCGUGGUCAGAGCAUGAAGAGCAGGCAGACGUCCAUCAACGACCGCCAACGCUCUUCCCCUGGCAACGAGGUGGUAGGAGGCCCCGAGCUGAUGGGAGGGAGCCCGGCCAAAGUGCAGAAGAGCUGGAGCUUCAACGAUCGGACACGGUUCAGGCCGUCGCUGAGGCUGAAGAGCCAGACUCGCACUGCUGUCCCAGAUGUGGACACAGGCAUGACCACGGAGGAUUCCUUUGAUGAGAGAGGCUGCCAUUGUGAUGUUACAGUGGAGGAUCUAUCAGCUCCCCUCAAGGCUGUCAUCAGAGCUGUCAGGAUCAUGAAGUUCCAUGUGGCAAAAAAGAAGUUUAAGGAGACAUUGCGUCCGUACGAUGUGAAGGACGUCAUAGAGCAGUACUCUGCAGGACACCUCGACAUGCUCUGUCGCAUCAAGAGCCUUCAGACGAGACUGGACACUGUAGUGGGUCCCCCUCCGAGGCCGUUCAGCAGCCGCCACAAGACCUUUUCUUCUCCCUCCCUGCAUUUAUAUUACAGCCAGGCCCGGAGGAAACAGUCUGCACCGGGACUGGCCAGUGCAGCGGGCUCUGGUCCCAGCCUGAGUAGCCGACCCAGGAACAUGUCCUCUCCUGCCCUGCACUAUUAUUACAGCAACAACAGGAAGAAGCUCUCUGGCUCAGGGGUGGAUCAGAUUCUGGGAAAAGGCCAGAUCCCUGUGGAUAAGAAGAUGAGGGACAAACUGCAUCCAGAUGGAGACUCUCUGGAGGGCAUGAGCAUGCUGGGACGUGUGUGUAAGGUGGAGAGACAGGUAACUUCCAUUGAAUCAAAGUUGGACUCUUUGCUGGACGUUUACCGCCAAGUACUACAGAAAGGCCCCACAGCACUCACCCUGUCCUCCUUGCCCCUGUUUGAGCUGGACAACCACCACAACUCGGACUACCAGUCCUCCAUCAUCGGCAGGGAUCUUCCCUCUCCUCAGGGAGGUGAUCCAGGUGGAGGUGGAGGAGAUAACAAUGGGGGAAUCGGCCGUUCUCUCUGCUCCAACCCAAGAGGCCUGCGGCUUAUCCUGGCACCUGCUGAUGAUGACUGCCCGCCUGACUCAGCACCUCCAUCUUACCCCCCGUCCACAGCCUCGCUCUCCCCAUCACCCCUGCUGCCUCCUGAUAGCCCCUACCCGACCUUGGUCACCCCCAACGGUACCUCCAAAAGAGCACACUUCCCUGACCUGCCACCUCCACCUCCUUCAACAGGAGGUUUCACCCUCCGCCUGCCCCCAACGUUGCAUCCCUCCCACCUGCGGUGCUCCGCUGACCCCGUCCCAGAUGAAAUGACAGAUGAAGUCUCGGUAGAUGAGGGGAGCCUGGGCCCCUCUGUUGUUGUGGGAUCCAGUGUAGAUGCUGACCAGGAAGGGGACAGUGAGGCAGCCCCUGCACAGGGAGGGGUGCAGCUGCGGGAGAAGUCUGGCUUGAAAUCUGAGGGGGUCUGGAGGAGGCACAUGAGCCUGGAGGUUAACCCCCUGCUGCUGCUCUCGUCCAGCCCGGACGAGAGGCCUUCAGACUGGGGAGGCAGUCUCGGGAAAUCCCUCUCCGUGCACAAUCUCAGCCAGCCUUUGACCAACCGUGCCCCCGGUCUCUCCUCUGCGCUCAACAACAGCAGCAGCAACGGUAGCAAACGUGGCAACGCCCACGGUGACCUUAGCAACUGGGACGGAACAGAACUCUUCAUUAGUGAGUGCAAGCUAGAGCCAGCAGAAGAACAUUUCAACUACCUGUCCCAGGGACCCGACAGCAGCCCCUCAGACCUUUUACAGACUGUGGAGGAGGCUGCACCACGCCCCGACUUUCUCAGUCAGUCCCCACAUAUACAGCUGGCAUAACCACAUUAACACACCUGCAUACUGUAUGUACACGACAUUGUUGGGGAAUACUUUUAAAGUAUUUUUACAGGACACUAUACAGAUUAUGUUGCAAAUGUCCAAACAAUGCCUUGUAUAUGGACAUACAAUAUUUUUAUAUUUUGUCUAACAUGAUUAUUCCCACUUUCAUAAAGAUUUUAUGAGUUAUUUGCUUUUUACAGGGUACUGAAAUCCCCAUAAAGAAUAGUAAUGGAGGUAUAAGAUAUGUAUGAAAGUGGGCAUAGUCAUCUAAGACAAAAUACACAAAUAAUGUUCCUUUAAGAGAAAUCACUCUGGUCUUUACUAAAGAUAUUCAGAAAUUUUAUUAACUUUAUACAAAAAAAAAGGUUUUUCAUAUACAAGAUCAUAUAUUAAUAAAAAAGGAUGUUAAUAACCUUUAAUUUUGUUUAAAAUAAAGAACAAGGAAGGAAUGUUAACUGAUUUCUGAGCCUGCAGUCUGACACCUGCCUACUAGGAAUUAAAGUGUAGAGGCAAAAUAAUUUGGUUCACCACAACAGUAAGUGUCUGUGAGUAAUGUUAGCUUUCUUGUCCAUGCAAUUUCCAUCAGUCUGAACUGAAACCCAAACCAAAGAACCUAGUUUGGGCUCAUCGCUGAAACAAGCAGGAGUGUUUGUCGUAGAAAGUAAAGCAUAGUUUAAUCUGCCUUGUGGCAACCUUGACAAUUAAAUGAGUGAAUAAAACCAGAAGGAAAUACUGUAUGUCUCACAGCUAAAAGUCCAGAGUAGAGUUGAACCUCACAGAAGCCACUGGAAACUAUAGGUCAACCACUUCUUUCUUAACAUGCGGUGAAACCACUACACACACAGGUACAUGCACACACAUACAACCACAACCACAACCACAACCACAGAAUACUCCAGCCAACUUGACGAAGAGCUGUGACUGACUAAUGACUUUAUUUUUCAUACAAGUGCUUGUAUUCAGAGACUUUGUUGGAAGACAAGAGGAGUCACUCGCUCUUCUUACUCAGCGUCUGUCUUUGGCAAUGUAAAAUGUCAUCUUUUACUUACACUUUCAUACAUAUCACUGCAUGGACUGUUUCCAAAAACAAAUGAAUGAAAGGAGAAUAAUGGGUGAGGCCUGGUGUGGUGGGAAUAGCUGGAUUACAAAAGAGGGCCAAAGGUCGAACCCUCCGCAUGUAUUCAGACCACAAGCAUCACAUUCUGUUCAUUUUCUACAACCACAGAAACGUUAGUCAAUGUUUAUACGGUUGCUCAGUUUCAUCUGUCAGCAAGUUGUCAGUGAAUUUGGAUGCAGCAAACCUUUUGGGGAAAAAUGGCCUAUCAGCGAUCACUCAAGAUGAAGGGCUGCUGGACCAUGUCCCAUUUGGUUUGGACAGUAGCCUGGUGAGUUAGUUGCUUACGGUCUGGAUGCUGAAAUGCCGCAGGCUUAUCGAGUGGGCUCUCUCAGCCAAGCAUGACAUGCUGCAUGUCUCAACUGUUGCAGUACUUACAGUGAAGAGCAGUCACACACUUGCUGGUGGCCUGGAUGUCCCUCUGCAUGUUAAAAAAAUGUUUCCUCCAAAAUCUUGAACGAAAAAGUUUGAGCAAAGUCUGCCUAUAUGAACAUUAUUAUAUACUAAUUUGAACUAAUUUGAAAGUAGUGAUAUAGAUAACCCAUUUCCUAUUACAAUUUAGAACAAACAUACAACCUUUAAAGGUCUUUAGAUUUUUUUUUGACAAACCCUGUCUUUUUACUGGGUGCUGGUUGCACCAUGUGCAUUAAUAAUGAUGCUGGACUGAGCAUAUUCCCUCCUCCUAGUCUAAAGCAACAUGAGAUGUAGUGUGUUGUUACAGGGCAACAUGUACAUAGCAGGUUAUUUUGCACCCAUGAAAACAACAUACAGCACAUGCACUGUUGUUGAUCCAGUAUGCAUGUUGCUACUUUAUCCAUGUGUCCGUUCUGCUGCUGACGAUGUCAGAAAAAUUUGAUAUAUUCACUUAAAAAACAGGAGCAAGAGGGAGUGAGAUGAUAAAACCGUGCCCUGUAAUCUCAAUAUAAAAUCCUAAUAGAUAUUUUCUGUGCACUCAGCUGGUGCUCUGAUCCAGAGCAAUGUGCUUAUAAGAAAACCUUGGCAGGAGACUAACUGGACGAGCCAGGAUGUCAGAUUAAAAUGUGUUUUUUGUGUUAACCUCUUACAUCUUCUGCUGCACCCCAAAAAAAACAUAUUUCCCAGGAUUUUAAAUAUGCACACAUCCUCCUCACCACAUCAAACAUGAUUAUAAUAUUUAACCAUGUAGGGUCAUUGUAAUAAGCUUUAAAAUCGAGUGCACACAUUUGUAUUUUGGUGCAUUCAGUCCUUGUUCAGAUUUCACUUGCAGGCGUAUGGGAAAAUGGUGUGCUGCAAGUUCCUUGAAUGACACUGUCCUUACACUACACUUGAUAGUUUUCACUGCCAUCCUGCUUGUUGACUGUUCUUGAGUGAGAAUUAUGCACAAAAAUACGUCAGCCAUCUUAAUUUUAUGUCAGCCAUUUUGAUUUGUUGUUGCAUGUUUACGUCUUAAUGGGGUACGCCGUCACAGCAGUCUUAAAAAUGUAUUUUAACGUGUUAACGACAACCUUUAUUCAUCAUUGUUUUUCAGUUAUAUUCCCUUUGUUUUGAAUGGUAAGUGCAAAUUUACUUAGCAAAUAAAUUAACACUCUGUAGAAGAACAUAACAAGUAUUCUCUCCUAACAAAUGACAAUUGUAAACACGUGUAGAUUGAUUUUGAAAUAUUAUACAGCCCAUGCAGGAGUUGAUGAGAUAUAUGAUCAACGUGAAAGCACAGUUGUUUUUUGGUGAGUUUGAGGAGCCUGAAAAUGUGACAUGGUAGUUUAAUGCUUAAUAUUGGAAUAGAUUUGUUGUAGUUGUUGAUUGAGUUUUGAUACAUAUGAAAAGAGGCCAACCAAAACUGUCAGUUACUGUGGAGCGAGAUGUCGGACACAAGGGAAGCUCAAGGACUCAGCCAGUCGGGGGAUGGUAUGGAUUAUCUCCCACAUAAAACAUGCUAAUUUUUGCAAUCUGUAAAUUGCUUAAGGGUGCCUUUCUUGCAUAUGAAAAGUCUUCAUUUUUUUCUUUGCAGGGCUUAAAGGUCCUGUUUGCCUAUAGCCUAUAUCAUACUGUAUAGUUGAAGUCAAACUGCUCAUUUUGAGUCGGGCAUCUAGUUCAUUUAAGUCAUGUAGCUUUAGCCACAGACUUUAUACGGCUUUGAUGGAUAAUAAUACCAUUUCUCUACUGCUUGAACAGUAAUUUAUUACACAACUGGGCCUUAAAGCUUGACAAUGUUAACAUUAUUAUUUCUUUGAAAUUAAUUUAUUAAAGUGCACAUUAUGUUCUCUGGAUGAGAAAUGCAAAAAUAAUUUUAUUAUUCAU
Epinephelus moara (kelp grouper) is the source of this 6717-nucleotide messenger RNA. RefSeq names its product potassium voltage-gated channel, KQT-like subfamily, member 5a (gene kcnq5a). Gene Ontology annotation, biological process: transmembrane transport; potassium ion transport. Gene Ontology annotation, molecular function: voltage-gated potassium channel activity. Gene Ontology annotation, cellular component: membrane. NCBI's taxonomy places the organism in Eukaryota, Metazoa, Chordata, Actinopteri, Perciformes, Serranidae. The record is from RefSeq and is a predicted model, not a curated record. The coding region runs from base 189 to 3326 and encodes 1045 amino acids. The transcript has 16 exons.